AAGAGUCGGCUGUGAUGUGUGUGUGUGAUUUGAAGAGGGAGGAGGAAGACGAGAAACGUCUGUACAGGAGCAUCCAGCGCUGAGUGUGUCAUUCAUUCUUCUGUUCAGCUGGACUCCAUCAUGCAGCGGGCAGCAGUCCUGCUGGCUCUCAUCAGCACGAGCUCAGCUCUCAGACCCGAAUGGAUACCGCAAAACUAUCCCAUGACCGAUGCAGGGGCUCUGAGUUUUGUAAACGACUACAACUCAACAGCUGAAGAAGUCUUUUACUUCAGCACAGAAGCCAGCUGGAACUACAACACCAACCUGACGGAGCACAAUUCCCAGCUGCAGAUAUCUGCAUCCUUAGAAGAGCAGGAAUUCACAGAAGCAUGGGGCAAAAAAGCAAAGGACACAUUUUCUGAUUCUUUCAUUGAAACCUUAAAUCCUGAACUGCAGAAACUUCUCAAGAAGAUCAAAGUGCUGGGACCUGCCAACCUCCCAACCUCAGAUAGAGAGAAAUAUAACACCAUUCUGAGCCAGAUGGAUAAAAUCUACUCGACUGCAAAGGUUUGCCCCAGUAAAGAGGAAUGCUGGUCUUUGGAGCCCGAGCUCACAGACAUCAUGGCUACCUCAAGAAGCUAUAAAAGACUUCUGUAUGCCUGGGAGGGUUGGCACAACGCCUCUGGAGUUCCUCUCAGAGAACACUAUCCUGGGUUUGUGGAGCUCAGCAACAAUGCAUCCAGGAUGGAUGGCUAUAAAGACACAGGCGAUUACUGGCGUUCUUGGUACGACUCUCCAACAUUUGAGCAAGAUCUUGAGAACCUGUUUAAACAGCUGGAACCCCUUUACCAAAACCUGCACGCCUUUGUCCGUCGCAAGCUUUACGAUUUCUAUGGUCCUAAGUACAUCAACCUCAAGGGUCCAAUUCCAGCACAUCUCUUGGGGAACAUGUGGUCGCAGACUUGGAACAACAUCUACAGUAUGAUGAUUCCUUUUCCUGGCAAGCCCAAUGUAGAUGUGACCGACGCCAUGGCUGCUAAGGGCUACAACGCCACUCACAUGUUCCGAGUGGCCGAGGAGUUUUUCACCUCUCUGGGAUUGAUUUCCAUGCCGCCUGAGUUCUGGAAAAUGUCCAUGCUGGAAAAACCCACUGAUGGAAGAGAGGUAGUCUGUCAUGCGUCUGCAUGGGACUUUAGCAACCGCAAGGACUUCAGAAUCAAACAGUGCACCAUAGUGACCAUGGAACAGCUGUUCACGGUACAUCAUGAAAUGGGCCAUAUUGAAUAUUAUCUCCAGUACAAAGACCAGCCGGUGAGCUUCAGGGGAGGAGCAAAUCCUGGCUUUCAUGAGGCCAUAGGUGAUGUUCUGUCUCUUUCUGUCUCCACACCUAAACAUCUGCACGCUAUUGGGCUUCUGGACCAACUGACCGAAGAUAAUGAAAGCGACAUCAAUUACCUGUUUAAGAUGGCUUUGGAGAAGAUUGCCUUCCUGCCUUUCGGAUACCUUAUUGAUCAGUGGCGCUGGGGAGUUUUUAGCGGACAAACGCCGCCUGAACGCUACAACGCAGACUGGUGGCAUCUCAGGACAAAGUAUCAAGGAAUCUGUCCUCCAGUCAGACGUACAGAGGAGCAUUUUGAUGCUGGAGCAAAAUAUCACAUUCCUGGAAACACUCCUUACAUCAGAUACUUUGUAAGCUUCAUUCUUCAGUUCCAAUUCCAUGAGAAAUUGUGUCAAGAAGCCGGACAUACUGGACCUCUCUACAAGUGUGAUAUCUACAGAUCCACAAAGGCCGGAGCUGUUUUAGAGAAACUCCUGAAGGCCGGAUCUUCACAGGAAUGGACGAAGGUGCUACAAGAGGCUGUGGGCACUGACAAAAUGGACGCCAGUGCCUUGAUGAAAUAUUUUGAUCCCGUUAUAAACUGGCUGCAAGAACAGAAUAAGAAUGAGACGUUGGGCUGGCCUGAUUUUAAUUGGGUACCACCAGUACCAGAAGGCUAUCCUGAAGACAUCGGUAAGAUAACAGAUGAAAUUCUGGCAAAAAAGUUCUUGGAUGACUACAACAGCACGGCAGAGAAGGUUUGGAAUGCUUACACUGAGGCUUCGUGGACCUACAACACUGACAUCAAUGAAGCCAACAAGCAGAGCAUGCUGAUGAAGAACUUGGAGAUGGCCAAUCACACAAAGAUAUAUGGGCUAGAGGCCCGCAACUUUGAUGCCAGCGAUUUCCAGGAUGAAAAUGUCAAGAGAAUAUUGACUAAACUGAGUGAUCUUGAAAGAGCUGCCCUUCCUGAAGAAGAACUUAAAGAGUACAACAAUUUGCUAGCCUCCAUGGAGACCUUAUACAGCGUGGCAACAGUUUGCAAAAGUAAAUCAGAUUGUCUGUCUUUGGAUCCAGAUCUGAAUAAGAUCAUGGCAGAGUCCAGGGACUAUGAUGAACUGCUGUUUGCCUGGCAGGGUUGGCGUAACGCCUCGGGCAGAGAACUCCGCAGCAGCUACAAAAGAUAUGUUGAGCUUGCCAACUUAGCUGCACGGAGCAAUGGUCACACAGAUAAUGGGGCGUUCUGGCGUUCUCUGUAUGAGACCCCCACAUUAGAGCAAGAUCUAGAAGCCUUGUGGAAAGAUCUAGAACCGCUCUACCUCAAUGUUCAUGCUUAUGUGCGUAGAGCCCUGUACAAGAAAUAUGGAGCAGAGCGCAUCAAUCUUAAAGGACCCAUUCCUGCUCAUCUUCUUGGAAACAUGUGGGCACAGACGUGGUCCAGUAUUAUGGAUCUUGCCAUUCCAUACCCUGAUGCUACACAAGUGGACGCCACACCAGCCAUGAUCGCUCAGGGUUGGGACGCCAGGCGAAUGUUCAACGAAUCAGACCGGUUCUUUACCUCACUGGGUCUUCUGCCCAUGCCGCCUGAGUUUUGGGAGAAGUCCAUGCUGGAGAAACCCACAGACGGCCGUGAAGUGGUGUGUCACGCCUCUGCCUGGGACUUCUAUAAUCGCAAAGACUUUAGGAUAAAACAGUGCACGGUGGUAACCAUGGAUGACCUUAUCACUGUUCAUCAUGAGAUGGGCCAUGUUCAGUAUUUCCUACAGUAUAAAGAUAAACCCAUCUCCUUCCGUGAUGGUGCCAACCCUGGAUUCCAUGAGGCCAUUGGUGAUGUAUUGGCCCUGUCGGUGUCCACACCUAAACAUCUGCAGAGCAUCGGUCUGCUGGACAAGGUGGAGGACAACAAAGAGAGCACCAUUAACUUCCUGAUGAGCAUUGCCUUGGAUAAGAUCGCCUUCCUGCCGUUCGGUUAUCUGAUGGACCAGUGGAGGUGGAAAGUGUUUGAUGGCCGGAUCUCAAGCUCAGAAUACAACAAAGAGUGGUGGAACCUCAGAAUGAAGUACCAGGGGUUGUGUCCACCUGUUCCCCGUACUGAGGAAGACUUUGACCCUGGUGCAAAGUUUCACAUCCCAGCUAACGUGCCUUAUGUCAGGUACUUUGUGAGCUUUGUAGUCCAGUUUCAGUUCCAUAAGGCCCUGUGUGAAGCCGCGGGUCAGCCAGCUCCGCUCCACAACUGUGACAUCUAUCAGUCGAAAGAGGCAGGAAAACUGCUGGGUGAUGUGAUGAAGAUGGGCUUCAGUAAACCCUGGCCUGAAGCCAUGACUCUCAUCACCGGCCAGCCCAAGAUGUCUGUCCAGCCUCUGAUGGAGUAUUUCCAACCUCUCACUGAAUGGCUGAAGGAAGAGAACCAGAAGAACGGAGAAGUGCUGGGAUGGCCCGAAUAUGAUUGGACACCGUACAAAAUGACUGUAGUACAGGACGAGAAGCCGACAACUGUAAAUUUUCUUGGUUUAAAUGUGAGUGACGCAGGUGCGGCUGCCGGUCAGUGGAUUCUUCUGGUUCUGUCUCUUGUCUUCCUGAUCAGCAUCAUAUUUCUGGCUUAUAAAUACAGCAGAUCUAAACGUUUACAGGAUAAAUCCAUGUCUCAGAUAGAACUCAAUUAAAAUCGCUGAACAAUAGAAAAUAUUCUGUUCUUACCUUACAGUCAUUAAAUUUGUUGAUUUUUUUUUGAAGGAAACAAAUCUGACUCUUUUUGAAUGUAAUGUAUAUUUAUUUUCUGGUCACAUGUGACUAUGCAAUGAAUGCUGUUGUAAUUUAUUUGUACAAAUUUUAAAUGUUUGCCAAGUGUUGAAUAUUUUCUGUUAUUUCUAUGGUUUUAACUUUGUGCAUUUAUGACUAAUUUUACUACUUUUGACUUUAUAGAAUAUAAACAAAUAUACAGACAUUCUGGCUUUGUUUGUCGUUUUAAAUGUCGAGACUUUUCACAAAAAUAGCUGUUAUUUCCGUUUGACCGUUUUCACAGUCAAAUAAACGGUUUAAUAACAAUAUAAAA
Molecule: messenger RNA, 4349 nt
Organism: Misgurnus anguillicaudatus (oriental weatherfish)
Lineage: Eukaryota; Metazoa; Chordata; Actinopteri; Cypriniformes; Cobitidae
Source: RefSeq, a predicted model, not a curated record